Molecule: messenger RNA, 1764 nt
Organism: Filobasidium floriforme
Lineage: Eukaryota; Fungi; Basidiomycota; Tremellomycetes; Filobasidiales; Filobasidiaceae
Exons: 6
Coding region: 139-1707 (522 amino acids)
Biological process (GO): lipid storage
Source: RefSeq, a predicted model, not a curated record
AGUUGGUCUUCCGGUCUUGUCGGUAUCUUCAGGCCGUCAGUACACCAACUACUGAUCUGCUGCUGCUGACUUCUAAGUAUUCGUAUACUCAGCCCUGUACUGCUCGAGCUAGUGCAACUCGCGUUCCGGUUCACCAGGAUGAUUCCUGGCUCGAUCCUCAAACAUCGGCAAGGCCCUCCCCCAGCCCACAUGGCAGCGCAACCUCUUCCUCCUAUCAACUAUAGGAGAGCCGAGUUUCCUAGAAGAAGAACAGCAGGGAACGAAACGGACUCGGCUUUCUUCAGUUUUCUGAUGACACUCCUCAGACUCUCGCUCUUCCCCAUCACCUUUCCAAUCCGAAAGAUCUACCAGAUCGCUACUUCUCCUCUUACCGUCUCGUUGACAGUCAAGUCGAUCCUGUUGGCCUCCUUGCUAUUCGCAAGCGGGAUUCUGUCAACGCUAUCGGUCGCCGGAACUUGGUACACUUGGGGCCGAAAUGGGGCUGUGGAGGUGGAAGGAUGGCUCAUCUACGGGUCCAAGCUCAACCCUACACCUCAUACGCAGGUCACAUUCUCGCCAGUCAAGCUGUUUCAGCAGGAUGUCGCUUACGAUGUGGAGGUCGAGUUGGAGCUGCUGCGACCUAGGCUAGGAAGCGAGGACCUAGGGAGCUUUAUGAUCAACCUGGACUUGAUCUCGGAGAAGAGCGGGGACACCAUUCAGACGGUUUCUCAACCUUGUCUGCCGGCACUACCAUAUGUUCCUCCCGGCAUACUGUCACGCCUGAUCUCGAUUCCCCUUGCAGUUUCCCCCUUGAACCUCUACUCUUUUGUACCGGUACCGCGGAUCACAUCUGUGAACCCUUUCAAGCUAUUCGGAAUCUUAAGCCGGAGCGGAAAGAAGAAGAGAUCAAGCAAGGCCAGCAAGGACAAAUUCUUGCUCGUCAGACCUAUGAUCGAUCACGAAGAGGGUCUUGUGCCGAGACCAUCGGGGAGGAAGGUUGCUGGUAGGAUUGUCGGUGGGGUUGGGGUAUCAAUAGGGCGGGAAGAUGGAGCGGGCGGAUACAAGGGGGAAGUAAGGACGGGUGGUUGGGUGAUUGUCAGGUUUAUACCCCGUGCGACGGGACUGAGAUGGCUACUCACAUCGCACUGGCUGAUUCCCGUCAUCAUACUUCCUCCUAUCGCUUUCGGCCUGACUCUGACAUCGGCUCUCAUGUCAUUCGUCCUCAUCUCGUUGAUAUUCCGACCAUCAUCGAAGCCUGCGACAUCCAGACGAGCUAUCGCACCAAGCCUCAAUCAACAAGCGACUGGCGUUGAUGCGAGGAAACUGGACAACGAUCCGAAUGGGCGCCGGACAGUCAGCUUUGUGGAAUCAGAGACGACAGAAGCCAGUGAUGGUGGUCUUGUCUUGAAAGCCUCGGAAACGGAUGGAAAUUCCUCGCUCGCUCGCACUAGCCAACUGAGCCACGAGCGGACCGAAAGUGAGGAUAUCGAUGGAUUACCUCUACCCUCCACACCGAUGAAGAGGACUAGCGGCCAAGCGGGAGGCAAGACCGUACAAAAGAGCCCGGCUCCGUCGAUGAUGAUACAGCGGCGGCGCAAUACCAGUACGAGCUCGGCAGAGGAAGAUCAAGCUGGGCUGCGGGAGUCUUUGGGAGACACGGGUGGGGAGGAAAGCUUUGAAGAGAGUGUGACAGCUAGCGAUACGGAGACCGGAACAGAUAGAGAUUGAGGGUGGUGGUUGUACAUGUUUGGCUGUAAGGUGAUCAACUAUGAUGAACGAUCCAUG